This is a messenger RNA of Branchiostoma belcheri (Belcher's lancelet), 1545 nucleotides long. RefSeq names its product N-lysine methyltransferase SMYD2-like. Lineage: Eukaryota; Metazoa; Chordata; Leptocardii; Amphioxiformes; Branchiostomatidae. The record is from RefSeq and is a predicted model, not a curated record. Gene Ontology annotation, molecular function: protein binding. Bases 44 to 1333 code for a protein of 429 amino acids. Gene Ontology annotation, cellular component: nucleus. The transcript has 12 exons.
CACCAACGACCUGACACCCAUUCUGUAUCUACACUAAAGCAAUAUGGAUCGGGAGGUUGUGGAGCUGUUUUCGGAGCCAGGGAAAGGGAAAGGCGUGCGAGCCCGGGCGGCAGGCAGGGGCAUCCGGCAGGGAAGUCUUAUAUUCGCCGAGGACGCCUAUAUAUUCACCCUGGACUUGGAAGAGUCAAAACGGCGUUGCCAUUUUUGUUUACAAAAGAAGACGGUGCCGCUUGUCUGCUACGGCUGCAAAUACGCCAGAUACUGCAGCGAGAAAUGCCAGGAGCACGACCAGCAACAUCACAUGAUGGAGUGUGACGUCAUCAACCUCAUUUCAGGACUUGCGUCAAACCUCAAAAUGGUAGUAGCCGCAUUAUGUAAGAUGCAUCAUCUGGCCGUUGAACGAGGUCAGCUGAGUUCCAUUUCUAACCUGAUGUCCCACGUGGAUGACAUAAAAAGACAGAGAGCCGGUGGCCUGGCAGCCAUGAUGUCCACCCUUCAUACAACCCUCAAGUUUCACCUGGAUUAUCUUAUUGACCAAGAAUCUCUGGAGAAGAUUAUUGGGAAGGUGAUGUGUAACAGCUUCGCCAUCCUUGACGAUGAUCACCAGCAGAUCGGUACAGCUCUUUAUGCUCAAGCCUCCAUGAUCAACCACAGCUGCACCCCGAACUGCGUCCCCGUCUUUAUCGGAAGCAGAAUCGAAAUCCGAGCAGCCAGGGUCAUCUUGCCGGGUGAGGAGGACGCAAAGAUGGAAUGUUUGAAAUGUCCACGGUGCAGCCGGCAGAUUCCUAAAACUUCCGCAUUACAGUUGCUGGCCUGUUCGUGUGGCUACAAGCUUACUUCAGGCGACUUUCUUACCGACAUGGAGGACAUCAAAAACUUCGCGGAAAACUUGGUGAACAGCAGAAAGUCUUAUGCCAACGAACCGGAGCACUUCCUGUAUUUGUUGGAACGCUGUCUACAGUUACAGCAGGAAGUCUUCCAUGAUGACAAUGUCACAUUUGUGUCGGUCCUGGAGAGAGCUCUGGACGUCUGCGUCGAAAUGGAAGAAUGGCAGAAUGCUCUUGAAUAUGCAGAAAGACUGGAAAGAAUUCUCAGGGUGUAUCUCCAGAACGACAUAGGACUUGGUCUACUUUAUAAGACGAAGGGAGUGAUACAGCUACAACUCGGGAGAACCGCCGACGCAAAACAAUCUUUGUUGACAGCCAAGCGGCUUCUCACAGUCACACACGGAUGGAGACAUGACCUCGUGCAGCACAUCCGGAAUGUCCUCACCGACCUUGAACCAGACGACGAGACAACCUUAGACCACGAAAAUGACUUUUCAAACCUUUAAUAUGUUGUAUCUUUAUGCAUCCACGACACGAUUUCAUUCUAUAGUUGGAAUGUCGUGAAAUAACAUCGGUAGAUCCUUUCAGUUGUUACUUCUUCACCGAUUAUUAUCAAGAAAACAAUGAAAAGAAUAAAUGGUUUCUGGCUCGUGGAUUGUUGUAUUUAUCCAACCUUGUUGUUUCCUCACAUAUCUGUUUAAUAUGUCCUGUUGUGUAA